GUCAUUCUAGAGACGUGGUCUCAGUGAGUGAGUAUCGAUGGCGACAUACGCGGAGUUUAUCGCUCAAAACGAGGAACGUGACGGCGUCAGAUUUACAUGGAACGCAUGGCCAUCAAGCCGACUCGAAGCAACGCGAAUGGUUGUGCCAGUUGCGUGCAUGCUGACGCCUCUGAGAGAGCGACCGGAUUUGCCGCCCGUUCAGUAUGAUCCUGUUGUGUGUAAUCGCAGUCCGAACUGCGUUCUCAAUCCGUUCUGCCAGGUUGAUUUCCGUGGGAAGACGUGGACGUGUCCGUUCAGUUACCAACGCAGUGCGUUCCCUCCUCAAUAUCGCGGAAUAUCCGAACAACACCAACCAGCCGAGAUAUUGCCACAAUUCACGACCAUCGAAUACACACUUCAGCGCGGUGCAACUGCUCCACUUGUUUUUCUCUUUGUUGUCGACACUUGUAUGGAUGACGAUGAUUUACAAGCCAUCAAGGAGUCGCUUCAGAUGUCAUUGAGUUUACUUCCACCUACAGCUUUGGUUGGCUUGAUUACGUAUGGAAAAGUGGUGCAGCUUCAUGAGUUGGGAUGUGAGGGGAUUACAAAGAGUUACGUGUUUAAGGGUACAAAGGAGGUGCCACAGAAACAGAUUCAGGACUUGUUGGGUCUUAGUCGGCCUCAGGCACAGCAGCAGCAGCAGCAGCAGCAGCAGCACGGUCAGCAACCGGUUGUUCAACAGCCUGGGAUGGGGGGAAUGAACAGGUUCCUUCAACCCGUUGAGAUGUGCGACAUGAGUCUAACCGAUCUUCUCAGCGAACUACAACACGACCCGUGGCCAGUUCACCAAGGAAAACGCCCACUGAGAUCAACCGGAGUUGCCCUCUCGUUAGCAGUCGGUCUCGUCGAGGCAACGUAUCCAAGCACCGGGGCUCGUAUCAUGUUGUUCGCUGGUGGAGCGUGUACGCAGGGCCCGGGAAUGAUAAUUGAUAAUGAGUUGAAGAAUACAAUUCGUUCGCAUCACGACAUCGAGAAGGACAAUGCAAAGUACAUGAAGAAAGCCAUCAAGUUUUAUGAGACGCUGGCGACACGGGUGGCCGAGAAUGGUCACAUUGUGGAUUUGUAUGCGUAUGCUCUUGAUCAGACCGGUCUUCAUGAAAUGAAAUAUCUUUGUAAUUUUACCGGAGGUCAUAUGGUGAUGGGCGACUCGUUCAAUACUGCGCUGUUUAAGCAGACAUUUCAGAGGCUGUUCUCUAAGGACGUUAGAGGAGAAUUACGGAUGGCUUUCGAGGCAACAUUAGAAGUCAAGACGUCUCGUGAGCUGAAAGUGAUGGGAGCCAUUGGUCCUUGCAUUUCGAUGAAGAAGAACAAUGGCUGUGUAUCGGAUUCUGAGAUUGGCGUUGGAGGCACGAGUUCGUGGAGAAUUUGUGGUCUUGAUUCGUCGGCAAGUAUUGCAGUACUUUUUGAAGUUGUAAACCAGCAUUCGUCUCCGGUUCCUCAAGGCUCUCGUGGUGUCAUCCAAUUCGUGACUACGUAUCAACACUCAAGUGGUCAACGUCGAGCAAGAGUCACCACACUAUCUCGCAAUUUUGUAGACGGAUCAUCCAGCCCUCAACACAUAGUAGCAAGUUUUGACCAGGAAUGUGCAGCUGUGGUUCUAGCAAGAAUGGCUGUUGUCAAGACUGAAACUGAUGAUGGGCCUGACGUAUUGAGAUGGUUGGAUAGAAAUCUAAUUAGACUGUGCCAGAAGGUUGGCGAGUUUAUUAAGGACGACUCUAACUCAUUUCGUCUCUCAGAGUCAUUCUCACUCUUUCCUCAAUUUGUGUUUCACUUGAGGAGAUCACAAUUUCUUCAGACGUUUAAUAACAGUCCAGACGAGUCGGCAUAUUACAAAAACAAACUGAUGAUCGAAGACGUCACAAAUGCUUUGGUCAUGAUCCAACCCAUUCUGUAUUCGUACUCAUUUAAUGGACCUCCAGAGCCGGUUCUAUUGGAUUCAAGCAGUAUUCUUCCUGAUCGAAUUCUUCUUCUAGACAUGUUCUUUCAUGUUGUCAUCUUCCAUGGCGAGACAAUUGCCAACUGGAGGAAGCAAGGAUAUCAGAACUUACCAGAUCAUGCGAAUUUCAGACAGUUGCUGCAAGCUCCAAUAGAUGAUGCUCAGGAAAUUUUGAGAAAUCGAUUUCCCAUGCCACGAUAUGUAGACUGUGAUCAAGGAAGCAGUCAAGCUCGGUUUCUACUAACGCGAGUUAAUCCAUCUCAGACACAUAAUAACCUCUAUGGCUGGUCACAGGAUGGAAGUGGUGCCCCGGUGCUUACAGACGACGUCAGUCUGCAAGUGUUCAUGGAGCAUUUGAAGAAAUUAGCCGUUUCUAGUUCGUCGUAGUCGAUGUAAUGUGAUGUAGAGGGAGAGAUGGGCACUUGAUAAUGACAGCACUCAUUAUUGUAGUGCUAAAAGUUGACAGAUGUAGUUAUUCAUAUUAUACAAAGUAUUAAUUGAUAUCUUGAAAUUUGUCCUCGGA
Molecule: messenger RNA, 2498 nt
Organism: Corticium candelabrum
Lineage: Eukaryota; Metazoa; Porifera; Homoscleromorpha; Homosclerophorida; Plakinidae
Product: protein transport protein Sec23A-like
Exons: 24
Coding region: 38-2362 (774 amino acids)
Biological process (GO): intracellular protein transport; COPII-coated vesicle budding; endoplasmic reticulum to Golgi vesicle-mediated transport
Cellular component (GO): COPII vesicle coat; endoplasmic reticulum exit site
Molecular function (GO): zinc ion binding; GTPase activator activity
Source: RefSeq, a predicted model, not a curated record